Messenger RNA from Xyrauchen texanus (razorback sucker), 5255 nucleotides. It is a transcript of the gene slc12a10.1, whose product is annotated as solute carrier family 12 member 10, tandem duplicate 1. The record is from RefSeq and is a predicted model, not a curated record. Gene Ontology annotation, cellular component: membrane. The transcript is spliced from 27 exons. The coding region runs from base 166 to 3264 and encodes 1032 amino acids. NCBI's taxonomy places the organism in Eukaryota, Metazoa, Chordata, Actinopteri, Cypriniformes, Catostomidae. Gene Ontology annotation, biological process: potassium ion homeostasis; sodium ion transmembrane transport; sodium ion homeostasis. Gene Ontology annotation, molecular function: sodium:potassium:chloride symporter activity.
AAAAGGAGAAGCUGCUUGAAAAGGCGACACUCUUAAGAAUAAUUUUUUAUUGUUUUCAUUUUUUAAAUUCAAUAAUUAAGCUUUAAAAGACAAGGAGAACAGCGACCUACCAUUCCAAGUGCAAAACUACAGGAAAGCGUUUAUUCAGAUCUUUACUGCAUACAAAUGGGUCACCGCUUCUCGAAACGCAGACCGCCGGGCACAGACAGCUUGCCCCCAGGCCGCUUUUCAGUCAGCGAAGAGGCACCACCCCAUUAUUCUUCUUACAACUCCAGCAGUGAGAUGAGUAUUACCAUGGAGACACCAGGACAAAGGACAUCGGAGGUUCGGGACUCAAGCUCAAGGCAGGACGGUAGACGAACUUCCAUAUACAGCACCAUGGAUGCCAUGCCACACCUGGAGUUUUAUGCCAAUGCUACUGCCACAGGUCGCAUCAGGCGCAGUAGACCAUCACUGGAGACUCUUCGCAAGACUAUGGAUGAUGGCGAAUCUGGAAGUAACACAGGUGAUUCAGGUACAGGAAGUAUUUCAGUGAUCCAGGAAUGUGGAAAUGGGUCAGAGAAAAGUGAGUCAGAAGGAAAGACCUCCCAGCCAGUGCGCUUUGGAUGGGUCACUGGGGUUAUGAUUCGCUGUAUGUUGAAUAUCUGGGGAGUCAUUCUAUUCUUACGAUUGUCUUGGAUUACAUCUCAAGCUGGGAUCAUUCUUACAUGGGUAAUUAUUUCCAUGUCAGUCCUUGUGACCUCAGUAACUGCAUUGUCUGUAUCUGCCAUAUCCACCAAUGGGAGAGUCUCUUCUGGUGGUGCAUACUUUAUGAUCUCUCGUACUCUGGGUCCUGAGUUGGGGGGUCCUAUCGGUGUAGUGUUUUCUUUCGCAAACGCCCUUGCUUGCGCACUAAACACAGUGGGGUUUUCCGAGACAGUCAGAGAUCUUCUCAUUGAGUACAAUGCCCAAAUUGUGGAUCCAGUCAACGAUGUCCGAAUAGUCGGUUCCAUCACAGUUACUGUGCUUCUUCUCAUCUCAUUGGCUGGGAUGGAGUGGGAGUCAAAGACUCAGAUCUUGUUCUUCUUGGUUCUAAUGGUGUCUUUCACCAACUAUUUUGUUGGCACUGUGAUUCCAGCAACACCCAAGAAGCAGUCAAUGGGUUUCUUCAGUUACCGCAGUGAGAUCUUUCUGGAGAACCUGUUUCCAGACUGGAGAGGGCCAGAUGGUGACUUCUUUGGAAUGUUUGCUAUCUUCUUCCCAUCGGCCAUUGGAAUCCUUGCUGGAGCCAACAUAUCAGGUGAUCUAAAGGAGCCCGAGAUUGCAAUUCCAAAAGGAACAUUGAUGGCCAUAUUCUUUACCACCCUGAGCUAUUUAGCCAUAUCCUCAACAGUAGGGGCGUGUGUGGUGCGCGAUGCCUCUGGUCACAUGAAUGACAGUUUGCCACUGAACUCCACUGAACUCUGUGAAGGUUUGGGCUGCCGUCUAGGCUGGAACUUCACCGAAUGUGAGCAAAGCCACACUUGCUCCUAUGGCCUGGCCAACAAUUUCCAGGUGCUGAUCCAGGUCUCUGGGUUUGGUCCGUUGAUCUAUGCAGGCAUAUUUGCAGCCACCCUGUCAUCUGCCCUUGCAUUCCUAGUCUCCGCCCCCAAAAUUUUCCAGUGUCUCUGUAAGGACAAAAUAUACCCGUACAUUGGCUUCUUUGCAAAGGGAUAUGGGAAAAACAAUGAGCCACUACGUGCCUAUGUUCUAUGUUACAUCAUUGCACUGUGCUUCAUUCUGAUUGCUGAACUGAACACAAUAGCUCCUCUCAUCUCCAACUUCUUCCUGUGUUCUUAUGCUCUCAUCAACUUUAGCUGUUUCCACGCAUCUAUCACAAACUCCCCUGGAUGGAGGCCAUCAUUUCGGUAUUACAGCCACUGGAUUGCUUUGUUUGGGGCUGCCAUUUCUGUCAUACUGAUGUUCUUGCUCACCUGGUGGGCAGCUCUCAUUACAUUUGGCAUUAUCAUCUUCUUACUUGGCUACGUGACCUACAAGAAGCCAGAGGUGAACUGGGGUUCGUCUGUCCAGGCCAGUACUUACAACAUGGCUCUGUCCUACUCAGUAUUCCUAGCAGGGGUAGAAGACCAUGUGAAAAACUACAGGCCACAGUGCUUAGUUCUGACUGGUCCUCCAAGCAUGCGUCCAGCACUUGUUGACUUUGUGGGUUCUUUCACAAAAAAUAUUAGUCUGAUGAUCUGUGGAGACAUUCUCAUGGUGGAUGAUAAGUCAGUCGUGUCACAGUGUAAUAUGGUAAAAUGGCUCAAUCAGAGGAAAGUUCGUUCCUUCUACACAGCCCUCAAGGCAGCAAGUCUGAGAGAAGGAACACGUCAUCUUUUGCAGGCCACUGGUUUGGGAAAAUUGAAGCCUAAUAUACUUGUGAUGGGUUUCAAAAUGAACUGGCAGGAGAGCUCUCCCCAUAGCAUUGAGGACUACAUCAACACCAUAUAUGAUUCUUUCGACUCAAAUCAUGGAGUCUGUGUUCUCCGCAUGAUGGACGGACUGGACGUUAGAGACGAGUUACAGAGCGAGGUAAACCCAGCCUUUGAGGCAGAUGAGGCCAUUGAUUCAGAUCAGCAAAAUUCUGACAGAGAUUCAGAUAUUGACAACACAAAGAACAUUGAGAAUGAUCAGAUGAAAACAGUGUUCCAGAACAAACAGGGGAAGAAGACUAUAGAUGUGUACUGGAUAUCUGAUGAUGGAGGUCUGACUCUUUUAGUGCCAUAUCUGUUGAGCAGAAGGAAAUGCUGGAGACACAGUAAAGUCAGAGUGUUCAUCAUUGGGGAACAGCAAACCAUGGAGGAGGAUCGCAAAGAAAUGAUGACUUUACUCCAACGUUUUCGAUUGGACAUUCAUGAUGUUAUUGUUAUGACGGACAGUGAACGUCCACCUCUUGCCAAAAACAUGAGGCGCUUUGAGGAUGCUAUUGCCCCCUUUAGACUGAAUGAGGGACAGUUGGAUGAGAGAACAGCACAACAACAGAGGACGGCAUGUCCAUGGAAAGUGACAGACAAAGAGAUGGAUGCACUGAGACUCAAGUCGGAGAGGAAAGUUCGACUGAAUGAGAUCAUAAGAAGGAAUUCUAAACAUGCAGCACUAGUUCUUGUGUCUCUCCCUGUACCUCAGGCUGACUGUCCCAGUCCGCUCUAUAUGGCCUGGCUGGACACAUUAAGCUGCGGUCUACACUGUCCCGCCCUUCUAAUACGAGGAAACCAACAAAACGUCCUGACUUUCUACUGCCAGUAAAACACUCACAUAUGUAUUCACUUGUACUGAUUAAUUAACAAGUGUAUGCAGAGUUACUUACUUUUGUGCAAUUCAUGCUCUUAUUCAUGAAUAUUUGUAAUGAAAAAGUGCCUUAUCUUAUACUUAAAAAAAUCUUAUACUUAAUCUGUAUCUUUGUCUUGUUUUCCAGUAAAACUUUUUUUUUUUUUGGUUGGGGGCAAUGUACUUUAUUUUAAGUAUUAUGUCACUUAAAUUUCUGCAUGUCAUUGCAUUAGAUAAGAAAAUAUCAGUAACACUACAUUAAAGGUCUAGUCGUUAACAUUACAAUGCAUUAGAUAUUGUGGAAUAACAAGGAAAAAUGUAUUUUCCAGCAUUUAUUAAUCAUGGCUAAUGUAAAUGUAAUUAUUAAAUACUAUUGUUCAUUGUAUGUCAUGUGCAUAAUGCAUGAACUGAUGUUAACAUAUACAACUUUUAAUGUAAACAUUUAUUUGUAUAUAUAUAGAAAUGGAUAUAAACCAAGAUUAAUAAAUGCUGGAAAAAUAUUGUUCAUGUUACUGUUAAUGCUUAAAAUAUAAAAUACAUAAUGCUUUAAAGGUGCAUUCAGUAAUUUGGGGCUUAUUUAAGAUUUGAUGAUGGAGAAAAACUUGAGUAGUGAUACCGAUGUUGCUUCUUUUUGUUGGACAGGUAAGACAUUAUUAAUUGUUCAGACCUCUCUCUAAAACAGUAUCAGUGGAAUUUACAGAAAACUUGUGUAGUCAAUGUCUGUUAGUAAUGGACAGUUUUCAGCAGUGUUUACAAACGCAACCGGAAAGCAGCGUGUAAUUUAACAGUCUCCAAAGAUUAUUGAUAUGCGGUACAAUAAUAAUCUGUUCUUAACAGAUGAAGUCUGUUCACUUGAACUGACUUUUUUUUUAGGCAAAGCAAUUAUAUUAUAGUAGUAAUAAAUAAAUUUAGAACUUACCUCAAACUUUUACAUUUUCCAGAUGCAAAUUAUAUUCCAGAGCUGGUGGGGGCAGCAGAGACGAUCAUGCUGAUCCAUGUCGAUAGAUGGCAGUACAGCGUCUAACACCCCUGUCACAUCGGUACUUAAAGUAAACGAAGAAGAGCCAUGCUAAUGUUACACUAGCUAGAGCACUACUGAAUGCCCCUUCAACUUGCAUUGACAAGUACAGCCUUUAUUGUAAAGUGUUACUAAAAUAUCAAAUGAAGUGUGCAUGAGCUUUUCUUAGAACACCAUAUUGCAAUGACUUUUAAGAAAGUGGUGUCAAGUUGAUUUUUGUGGGUUUGCUGUAUGAUGUCAAUUCCCCUCAAGUUCACACAGGUGUCCUUGCUGAGUUACCAAGUGUAGUUCAGCACAUUAAAAAUGGAUAUUGUAAUGUAGGACUGAAUAAGCAGGAGGCUGUGAGGAUUUAAGUGCAGCUUUCCUUAAUUUUAAGUGCAAAGAACAAACAUGACAAAACCAAGAAACAAAGCUCACCAACAUCACAUCCAUACAUGACACCAAACAAUGUGUGAAAAAGACAGAGAGAGCUAGAGGGCUGUAAAUUCAAGACAGUUGAGUUAACAAAAAACAACAAGACACAACUGGGAAAAUCAACAGAGACACAAUCAGUGGUAACUGGCAGCAGUGGGAGUUGGACAGAUGCAGAUGUUGGAUGGGUCGAGGAGGCGCCCCACUUUAAAUAGCGCCCCUAUGCAUUGCAUACCUUGCAUAUAUGGUUUUUGUGCCUCUGCGUACACAAAUACACAAAAACUCAAUGCCUUUUUUUUGUUUAUUUCAGAUGUAACACAUUUUAUAUGUUAUGAUUCUUAAUUCUUUAUUUCCAUGUGAUUGAACAACAUAAAAUAUUUUAUAAUUUAAUGUUCAUGAUUUUUUGUUCUUAAUGUAACUAACCAUCAGUCACAAUUGAGAUAAAUUGUAUAUUUCACCUUGAAAAAAGCUUAUCAUGGAUCAUACUUGUAAUUCAUAAACACAUUAAUCUAGUAUUUAUUCACAAUAAAAUUGUAAAAUC